CUUAUCGAAGCCUCCACCAACGUUCCAGUUCUUCCCCCGAUCGAUCGCCUCCCGGGCGCGUGCGCAACUUCAGUCUGUCGACAAUUCCACCAGCUUUCACCUCGUCCCCCUCAUUCGUAAAUAAGUGUCAGUGCGAGAGGCUGUGGUGCCACGAAGUGCAUUAAAACCUUGAGAAACCGGCAAAAAAUUCCCGAAUAUUAAGUGAUCACCAUUCCCCACCCUGAAAUUGUCCCCAUCGACUCCCCUCAAGUUUCAGAUCCCAUAAACCUCUCCAAACCGCUGUGACGAUGACGACGGUUUGUUAAAUUAAAAGUUUUCGCCCCCAACAAUGGAUCAAUACUGCGUUCAAACUUGACCUGAACUUGGUCUACACGUGCGCGAAAGAAAGUCCCCAAAAAUCGAAAAAAAAGUCCCUGAACAGUGCCUCAGCCAUGGACAAGGAAAAUCAGGGGAAGCCCCCAAAGCGGAAAUCGGCAAAGGCUACUAUAAUCUCAGAAAUCGGUACCCAAUGUGUCCAAGUGGUGGUGCGAUGUCGGCCAAUGGACGAAAAGGAAGAAUCGAAGAAUUACUCGAAGGUAGUCGAAGUGUGUCCCUCCCGAGGAGUUGUGGAGAUUAGGAACCCACGGGAAGAUCCGUCCCGAGACAACACAAAGAUAUUCACCUUCGACGCAGUUUACGAUUACCAUUCAUCCCAACAGGACCUCUACGAGGAGACGGUACGUCCUCUGGUUUCAUCAGUUCUAAACGGCUUCAACGGCACAAUUUUCGCUUAUGGCCAGACGGGCACCGGGAAGACGUAUACGAUGGAGGGAAUUAAGGGUGACUCAAAACGUCGGGGGAUAAUUCCUCGAUCGUUCGAGCACAUUUUCAACCACAUCGGACGCUCUGAGAACAUGCAGUACUUGGUAAGGGCAAGCUACUUGGAGAUCUAUCAGGAGGAGAUUCGGGAUCUUCUGCAAUCAGACCAGUCCCUGCGUUUCGAGCUAAAGGAGAAACCCGAGUCCGGUGUCUUCGUGAAGGACCUGUCUUCUGUUAUCUGUAAAAGUGCGCAAGAGAUUCAGCAAUUGAUGAACAAGGGAAACAUGAAUCGGACGAUUGGUGCAACGAAUAUGAACGAGCACAGCUCUCGCUCCCAUGCGAUAUUCCUGAUAACCAUUGAAAUGGGAUCAAUGGAAGACAGCGGAAUUCGUGUAGGUCGACUGAAUCUCGUGGAUUUGGCUGGAAGUGAGAGACAGAGCAAGACUGGAUCCUGUGGGGAUAGACUAAAAGAGGCGAGCAAAAUAAACCUAAGUCUUUCAGCUCUCGGUAAUGUCAUAUCAGCUUUGGUCGAUGGAAAGACUUCCCACGUGCCCUAUCGAGACUCUAAACUCACGAGACUGCUGCAGGACUCCUUGGGGGGAAAUUCCAAGACAAUUAUGGUUGCCAAUAUUGGACCAGCGUCUUACAACUAUGAUGAGACCUUGACGACCCUGAGGUACGCCAACAGAGCGAAAAACAUAAAAAAUAAGCCGAGGAUCAACGAGGAUCCCAAGGACGCUCUUCUUCGACAGUACCAGGAGGAGAUAUCCAGGCUGAAGGAGAAACUUCUGCUGAAGGGGGCGACUCCAAACAAGAAGAAGAGGAAAUCGAAGCGGCGAAAGGACGAUGAGGACGAGUCAGAGUCUGACAUAGAUGACAGCAGGGAGGACAACAAGGUCUCUGAGGCUGAUAAGAAACUCAUAAUGGAGCAGCUGAAGGCUGAGAAACAGGAGAAUGAGGACUUGGUCUUGAGGAUCAAAGAUUUGGAGAGCAAGAUGUUGUGCGGGGGGAAGAAUAUCAUUGAUCAUACAAAUGAGCAGCAGAGGGCCCUGGAGCAGAGGGCCACAGAAAUUGCUGAGCGGAAGAAACGAGAAGUCGAGAUGCAGCAGAAGCUCGAAGACGAAGAGUCGACGACUAUCGGGGUCCGGGAGACCUACACGACUCUUCAGCAGGAGGUGGACGUCAAGUCGAAGAAGUUGAGGAAAUGCUUUGCCAAGUUGCAAGCACUUAAGCAAGAGCUUGAAGACAUUAACGGGGAGUACAAUCGGGAUCGGCGGGAACUCGAGGACACCCAACACGACUUGAUGAAGGAACUGAAGCUCAAAUACUUGAUAAUUGAUAACUUCAUUCCUGCGGAGGAGAAGCACAAGAUCCUGAGUCGAGUAAAGUUUGACGAGGACGAGGAUGCAUGGGUCAUCAAGGAGUCCUCUCCGUCAAUUGUUGAUGUCAUUAAGCGGCCCACGUCUAUUCCAGGGACCAGGAGACCCAUCUCUGAGUUCGCAAAAAUUGCUCUGGCCAUGGGACGUGGCUACAGGUACGCUGGGGAAAAUAUUCUCAGUCUGGAGCUUGAUAUGCCUGCCAGGACAACUCUCGAUUAUCAGGGACCAGUCAUUGCACCGACCAUCCAGGCUGUUCUUGAGGAAGCACUCAGGGACGAGGAAGACAUCGAUGUCGAUGCUGCUAGGCUCAGAACACCCAAACCUAGGAUUUCCAGUGCCAGGCAAAGACCUAGAAGCGUUGGAAAAAUUCCACAAAUGCAGAUCCCUGCGCCUGUCUAUCCCAAAACUCGGGGACUCGUCCCCAAAUAGAGUUUUCUGGUGUAAUUUUUUUUUCAUUCUUUCAUUUUUGUUUUUAAUCAUAUCUUUUUUUUGUAAUCAGUAGGGAAAUAACAAAUGGGUGGUCAGAGGAAAGCCAAGUAGUUAUUGGAACCUCUUUUGAAGAGCGAAAUGUGAGAACUAGAGAAAAAUGUUAUUAUCAACAUCUCGGUUUCUUUUUUAGAUUCGGAGAUAUUCGUCGGAAAGUGACCUUUUAGAUGAAUCGUUUUGUUACUUUUCACUUUUUCGCUAUUGACUUUCUGUGCAAAACGAAAUUUCUGAAUCU
This is a messenger RNA of Fopius arisanus, 2898 nucleotides long. It is a transcript of the gene Klp68D, whose product is annotated as kinesin-like protein 68D. The record is from RefSeq and is a predicted model, not a curated record. Gene Ontology annotation, cellular component: microtubule associated complex. Gene Ontology annotation, molecular function: microtubule binding; ATP binding; microtubule motor activity. Lineage: Eukaryota; Metazoa; Arthropoda; Insecta; Hymenoptera; Braconidae. The transcript has a single exon. The coding region runs from base 432 to 2606 and encodes 724 amino acids. Gene Ontology annotation, biological process: spindle elongation; mitotic spindle organization; microtubule-based movement.